Molecule: messenger RNA, 3342 nt
Organism: Monomorium pharaonis (pharaoh ant)
Lineage: Eukaryota; Metazoa; Arthropoda; Insecta; Hymenoptera; Formicidae
Source: RefSeq, a predicted model, not a curated record
UGCAAUUUUUUUACAUUUAUCGAAUAAUUACUUUUGUCAGUUUUAUCGAUUCGUGUCGUUAUGGCAACCAUCUGACAACUGGAAAUGUCAAUUGACCGGUUUGGUGCGCGCGCGGGGAGAUCGUUCGAUUCGAUUUCAGACCCGAAACUCAUACAAAAUUAAUGGCGCUAUUCGUACAGACGCAUCGUUAACGUUAAUCCAGAAUUGUCCAAAUUUGUCGUGCAACCGACAACGUGUGCAUGCAUGUCCAUUCACUUUCGCAUUCGACCCGAAAUGGCAUCGAGGAAGAAAAAGACAUCCCUAUCGAACGAGGAACAAUUGUACGUGCUUGAAAUUUUCAUUAAUCGUUUAAAUCUACAUCCCGAGACGUAUCCCAUUGUUAAUAAUGAAGAGUGCCAUUUGAUAGUACGCAUAGGUUUCGUUGAUCUCAAACCUGUCGACAUUAUCGUCAGGGUUAAUGACAGGAGAACUACGAUUCAAGAAAAUCAAUUUUCUAAUGAGUAUCUUAGUCGCGAAGGCAAGACAUGUCUGCUUGUUCGGACUCCGAGCAAUUUAAUACAAUCCGUAAAAUCGACUCCUUUAAGUAUCGAAGUGUAUUGGAUUUCUCACGGUGACGAGGACCAUAAUCCACGAAAUCAAGCCGGAUAUAAUCUUCUCUGCGCAGCAACAGCAUUUUUGCCAGGAUGUUUCCGCGAUCGCAUAGCUGCGGCCAAGGACAAGAUAGACGGAUUAUCAAAGUCACACACAUUUACAAAGAUAUACUCUCUGACCGAUGAGCAUGGAAAUCCGUGCGGAUCUAUAUCAAUGUGCCUGAGACUGUCGUGUUUCGGAAACUCCAUUAUAAAUCAUCUUACGCUUCACGAGAAAUCGUUUGUAUUUCAAGGAUUUCCUCUCGGUUGGAAGUUUCCCUGUACGAAACUGUCCGGCAGAGAUGUAAACGACGAGAAGUACAAAACAAAAUGUGACGAUACAUCAUUAUUGUGCAAAAUUCUGGAUCCUACAUGUUGGAAGUUACAUGACCGUAACGAUUAUACAGAGGCAGAACCAGUGUUGACGAGACCGGAAUCACCACCUCGCGUAUCGAUGGACCAGCCAGGAUUCGAAAAAUUAACGAGUGCCGAGAAGCUGAAUGAUGACAAGUACCGUAAUUUGAUCUACAAGACCUAUCCUGACGAGCCGACUUGUUCGUGUCUACCAACGGAUCAAUCGACGCAUCCAAUGAUGUGUCGUUCCGGGUGUACUCGCUUUUGUUGCAUGGCUUUAAGAAAUCCCGAUGCUGUUAAACAUUUCCCAUCGCUUGCUACACUCGCUUCCAACAAUUCGAAAUCGGAUGUAAAAGAAAAUGUGACCUCUUAUGAUUCUACGAGGAUGAGAGGAGGUAAAGACAUAGAGGAUAAUAAUUAUUUAAACAGCGAAGCGUUAUGGAACGAGGAAUAUCGGACGUGGCACCAAAAUGAUAUUAAUUUAAAAAAUCGCAUGAUGGGUGGAAGUGAUUAUGGUGCAUCAGUCUACGCGUUAUCCGAACCGACGACCGUCAUAUAUGAGAAGAGUAAGGAAACACGAGCUCCGUUAUACAAAUCUCGACCAAGAACCGCGGAUGGAAUUAAAGAGGCAAACUGCAUUUGUCCGGGAAAAGCUUCGUCGCCUUGGAAAACUGAUGCGUCAAAGUAUACGAAAAAACCGUAUAUAGGCGCAGAUCGCAUGAUUCGCGCCUUCAAGGAGGCCCAAGAAUUCGUGGAUUCUCUCGGUCAAGUGCCAGGUCUAGUAGGUCUCGGUUUGAUGGAUCCAUCCGAGAGUCCUUAUUUCGGCCGAGACAGAGAGAUACAGAGAGAUUAUGGAGCCGUUCGAGAGACACCAAGUGAAAGAAAACGAGGAUAUCCCGUCUCGGCAUCGCCAGCUGAAUCAGCAUCGCUGAAUCAGUGUCCCGCACCUUGCAAUACGCAGAUUGGUAAAACCUAUCGUCAGCACAUCUCUACACCUCACAUCGCACCCUGCACCGUCUGCGUAACGACAGCGGUACCAGGACGCACCGGUGUCGUGCGCGAGGCGAUACCUACGUUACCGGAAGCGACGCUAUCCUCUAUCGUCGUCAAGCCGAGGAAGAAGGAGGACAAGAAAGAAGAGAGAUCGGAAAAGCAAAAGGAGUUGGAGAUUACGUCCUCCACGCCGCUGGACGUUGACGUUGGCCCUUGCGGUGAACCGAAGUGCAAAUCUCGCCGGAAGAAAGCUGCAGACCGGACGGUACCGCACGAUGAUAUCGUCGAAGAACCGCAAAUACAAUCGACAAGUACGAUCGUCGCGAAAGUUCCUGGCAAAUUCAUGGAAAAGGGCCGAUAUCCGAAGGGUAAGCCAGGUCCGAGUGGCGAUCGUGAUAGAGGCCCUAUGAAAAUCAGCAGGCGAGUGAUGCGAUACGUUUAUUCCAUUGGCGAUGUUUAUCCCGGGACUAAUUACGGCCACAAGAAUUGCAUCGAUCCACGAUUCAAGGUGCCGGCUAACAUGGGUUGGCUGUGGAACACAACCGCAACAGUGGGCAAGCUCAAGCCGCGAAUCGGUUGGAAACCGGGCGCGAUCGGACGGUACUUGAACGAGUUGCAAGAGGCAAAGGGUGCUUCUACGAUGGGUGCAGGUACCAGCAGGAUGGAGGAUCAUCGGGCAAGGUCGAUACCCUCGCGCAACAGUUUACGACGCGGCAAGGUAUACAAGAGCAUGAGCUAUGUGUCGCAUCAGGUGAAGGAGAGCGAAGAGGAUGCAGAACCGCCACCGACUCUCCACAUAAACCGUAAGGACGGCACGUACUACGUGACAAUGUAUCCGAUCAGGCAGGAGACCGCGGACGCGUCGCAUCAGCUGGAGGAGCCGAUGAAGCCGCUGCAGUUCAAGAUAGCGCGUAACAAGGAUGACGCUUCUGUAGCAUCGAGUUCCACGGCGUCGGACAUGGAAAUCGAAUUCUCCCCACCAGCAGCGGUUAACAGAUCAUUUCGCCGGAAGCCCGACGUGAUUCAUGUGGAUACGCAGGUCAGGCAGCAGGAGAUUCUCGACGCAUACGAGCUAACCACGGCAGACACGCCAAAGACGACGAAGAAAGAGAAGAAGGGUAAAAGAGAAAAGAGGGGAAAGAAGUAACGAAACAGCCCUUCCUGUGCUUGUCGCCCUCUGCUCCAUGUUCCUUAUCCCAGCACGAUCGUGAAAGGAAAGCUGCAACUUUAUCAAAGGCAAUUCCGGCCAGCGGUAUAUUAUGCGUCCUUACCGGAGAAGCAAGAUGUGGUGGACGUCGAGCGUUACCCUGCAACCCUGGGACUGUCCUUGGAACUCUGCGCUGGUAUCGUAGACAAGGACAAGCCU